This is a messenger RNA of Hypanus sabinus (Atlantic stingray), 5441 nucleotides long. RefSeq names its product HEAT repeat containing 3 (gene heatr3). The transcript is spliced from 11 exons. Gene Ontology annotation, biological process: protein import into nucleus; ribosomal large subunit biogenesis. The coding region runs from base 3359 to 5047 and encodes 562 amino acids. The record is from RefSeq and is a predicted model, not a curated record. NCBI's taxonomy places the organism in Eukaryota, Metazoa, Chordata, Chondrichthyes, Myliobatiformes, Dasyatidae.
AGAUCCUUUGGAGUUGUUCUAUCAUUUAGGAAGAAUGAACAAGGAAUUUUUUUCUCUUUCUACUUCAGAGUAUUUCUGAAUAUUUAAUCUGUUGAAUCAUACAGCUGAAAAGCAGGUCCACUGACAAUCAAGCAUCAAUCUUGCACUAAUCCCACUUUAUUCUUUCCACAUCCCUUCAACUCAACUAUAUAGUAAGGGGAAUUUAUCGAGGUCAAGUAAGCUGACCAUCUGUAGCACUUUGGAAUGUGGAAAAUGCACACUCCAUAGGCAGCACUGAAAGUCAGAGUCCAACCUGGCUCUGUGCCACUGUGCUGUCUGCCGUCAAGACCAGACUAAUGAAUUUACUCCAAAAGGUCAUGUAUAAGGUACAAAAAUGGGAUGAAAAGAUAACACAAUUUACAUUUUUAAUUUGAUUGUUUACCUUUGAGCCAUAAUUUAAUAUGGAAACCUCUUAUGCAGGGAAAAACAUGAUGCCCUUUUUUUUGCGCCCCCAUUGAAAGCUUUCUGCACUUUCCUGGCUCCAAUUCCAGCAGUGAAGGACAAACUUCCCUCUUUGGACCCUCAAGUGGGCCCUCCGUUGGUGUUCAAUAUGAUGAAAUCCUCGGACAUUCUAGCCAUUUCAAGUCCAUGAAAAAUUAAUCAACUAUUAAAAUCAGAUUAUUGAAACUUUGUGUACCAACUGUAAAAAAAAUCGAUUUAAAAUAUAAAAAUUCCUUCAGUUCAUCUCUUACAACUAUUCCCUGUGUUGUAAAGAGUGGAUCCUAGUCAAACUAGUCAAACCAGAUUUUUCCAAUGAGACUUCUUUGAAUUAAUUCCAUGAGGUUGUUGCUGCUGCUUCAGGACAUGUUUGGGAAGUGACUGGUUCAGUGAGGUUAGUCUGGCUCCUCAAUAGAAAGGAGUUCCACUGGUUAACUAUUUGCUGGAAGCCAUUUUGUCCAUUAUGUCAGUGAACUUCUGUUAUUCUUUGUGGUCUUGUGUCUUUCUCUGUUUUAAGCAAGCGGAGUAGCAGAUCAUUUUGCCUCUGAUGUUUGAAUAUCUAGUGAGGAAUUUUUAUGAUCCCCUUCCUUUUAGACACGACCACAUGCUAAAAUCAACCUACUUGUUUCAGUUCAUUUGUAAAUUGAUUACUGAUCGCAGGAGCAGUCUUCUGUUCCAUUAUAAGAUAAGUAAAAAUCCAUAGAUCCUGUUGUUUGUUUCUUCGUGAAUGCAACUAAUUUUGUUUAAAUUUGGGGUUAUUAAAUGGUAUGUAAAAAAAAAAAUUGAAGAUAUCACCUGGUCAAAUUUGUAACCAUGAAUCAAGGGUCGCUGUUUGAAAAGUUAAGGGAACAAUGGAAACCUUUUCAUCCAGCAGUCUGAAAAUUUGGAUAGGCAUAAAGUUGUAACUCAUGGUAGUGCAUCUAAGAAAAGGAAAAGCAUUACAAUAGGUCAAAAUGGAUGAGGUUAAAUGAUCUAAAGAGAGGAGCACCAUCAGAAAUUAGUAAAGCAUCAUAUCUUAGGCGUUCAAAUAUAAAGAAUAAAAUGGACACUCAACGCUUCAAGAUUCCAAGUACAUUUAUUAUCAAAGAAUGUAUAAGUUAUACAACCUUGAGAUUUGUCUGCUUACAGGCAGCCAUAAAGCAAGAACCCAACUGAAAAAAAUGAAGGCCAACCCAUAAUGCACCUGGGAAGAGCAAACAAAGCACAAGUCUUGCAAACAAUAGAAGCAAGCAACAACAACCACAUUCUAAGCCAAGUUGGGUCCUUGCAUCCAAAUCCCCGGAGUAGGCCCAAACCUUCAGUUUCAGUUCAUCAUGUUAGUGUAGCAAAUCGCCGCAAAGUUCACGGACAUGAAACUCAGCAGCCCGGGACAGUCUCAGCCUCAGCGUCGCAGAGAGAAGAGUGAGAGUGAGCAAAAUCAGCCAUCCUGCCUUUCCAGUCUGUUGUUGAAAUUGUCCAAAUAGCAGAUCAUAUCUUGGAUUAGACCCGGACUCUGGGCCUAGAACACGCCACCCAGUGAUUCACUUUGGACGGAGAUUUCACUGCCGACAAAGCCGUUCUCAACCUCUCCAAGUUGCUUGGAGUGAUCCAACCUCACACCUGGGAUAGUUGGACAGGCAUUGAAAGUCCUUUGCCUGAACUUCUCCUCUCAGAAAUGUUCACUCCAACUAUAUCUGUGUCAAUUUUGCAGUGCACCAGCACCCUUCGUCUCCCGGAUUCACUUAGCCUUUGCUUGCCUCUUCAUUGUUUACAGUGAUGGUUUACCACAAUUUACCUUAAAAAGGAUUGUUGUUAGUCAUGUUUUUAGUUGAAUUUCCUUGCUUUGCACUAUCAGUAAGCUGUUGCGUGCCUUCUGUAGCACCAUCCUAAAAAGAUUGGCCCUGAUGCAGUCUGCUGUCAUUACAAAGCAUUGAAAAGGUUUGAAAAGAGUAAGCGACCUUGCUACUUAGUGGAAAUUCAGCAGGAUGUUGCUCAUUUGAGCCUUUGUUGAUCUAUUUGAGAACCCUCAGGUUCUGAGAAGAAUUGGGAAGCAUCUGGAAGCUCAGCAAGACAGCUAGGAUGAAGCUGGCCACUUUUGAAGAGUAGUUUAUGAAGUAUUCCUGAGGUAGAGGGAUUCUGUGCUUCCAAGAAUUAUUAUUCAAGAUAUUAUUGUUAAUAACAUUUUAGUCAUUAUGCAUGGUAUCAACCCAAAAUAUUGCAAAAAUCCCUAUGUGUGCUACUCAAUACACUUGAGUUCCUCCAGUCUUUUUCUAUUUUGCCCUACAUUCAAACGUCUGCAUUUUCUUGUGACUGCAUUUUUGGUUGUGUACCUGCCACUGAGCACAACAGCAGUUCUCCAGCCAAUGGAUCAAGGUAUAAUUGCAGCUUUUAAAACAUCUUUUUUCAAUCUAUUGAAAUAACCAAAGCAACAAAAGACAAGUUUUUUUUUAAAGAGAAUUUUGGAAGAUAUUGUAGAGGGUUUGGGCUACAAACAAAUUGAAACAUUAAAUUUUGCAGAAAAUCCAGAGCAACACAUAUAACAUGCUUGAGGAACUUAGCAGGUCAGGCAGCAGCUAUGGAGAAAUUAACAAUCAACACUUUGGGCUGAAGCACUUCAGUUCUGAUGAAGGGUCUUGUCCUGAAACUUCAACUGUUUAUUCCUCUUCAUGGAUGCUGUCUGACCUGCUUAGUUCCUCCAUCCUUUUCUGUGUCCAAACUUGAAUUGUGUUUUCCACCAUUUUUCUGAUAGAAGAUAUGGAGGGGAAAUUGGUGGUUCUUUGCAACCAACUUGAGUUGAUGAGAAUCUACCACUGAUUUUCUUGAAUCCCAUGCUGAACAGCUAAGUGAUGAGGACCUUAUGAAACUGUAGAAGUGGCUGUUAGAAGAAUGAAAAUUUGUAGGGAUGUCAACCCAAGUCCUGAACACUACAAAGAAAUGGAAACAGCUACAGUUCAAUCUUCAGUUUUGUGUAUGCAUUGGCCUAUCUUGCGGCUUACGGGCAAAAUCAACAUAUCCAAAGUUAAAAGUAAAGGUAUUAUCAAAGUAUAUAUAUGUUACCAUGUAUUACCUUAAGAUUUAUUUUUUGCAGGCAUUUGCAGGAAAAAGAAAGAGAAUUUUAUUAAAAGUUAUACAUAAACCAAUAAAGACUGACAAGCACCAAUAUGUAAAAGAAGCUUAUUGUUUACAGACUGUUACCGAAGACAAUACUGAGCUUUUGGCAUCCUUAAUUCCCCCGGCCCUCCAAGUAUUGGAAAUGGUGCUGCUAUCCUCAAAAGAUACCACAGAACAUCUGCUUCUGAGGACCCUCGUAGCAGGUACAGUAUGGAAUGUGAAGAACAUUGUCCCUUCCAGCAGUCAAGCAGACACAAUAAAUGCUGUUAUAAGGAUUCUUGCAGAAGCCUUGGACAAGAAUGCAGACCAGAUCAUUCUUACACUCAGACAGGCUGUGUGUGCAGUCCCAAAGGCUGAGGCAGUGGUUGAAAUGGAAGAGGAAAUGAAUGAUACAGAUGAGAAUGUUGCUCCUAAACUGGAAGAUGCUACACAAAAAAUAUCUGAUCAGAGUGAAGCAGAAAAUAUUGCAAGUGAAGACAUUUCAGAUUUUUUACCAACCCAGUGCGAGGAGUUGAGGCACGCCACUGCUCUGCUUGAAGCUCAACAGACUGCCUUGGAGAUCAUUGUAAACAUGUGUUGUUCUGAAGAUCCUUCUGAUGAUGAGUGGGAGGAGAUAUCAAGCAGCGACGAAAGUGAUAAUUGUAUGGUCGAAGGGUCUGAAACACUUUUCUCUCCUCUCUGCCUGUCUGCAGAGGUUAACUCUGCACUCAUUAACUACCUUAUUCCAAACAAGGUUUUGGAGAAGACAAAAUUCACAGACAAAGUUACAGUAGAUGCAUGUAUGGAAAGUCCAUCUUGGCGACAUUUGAUUGAAAAAUUACAGCGGAUACAAUGUAGAGCCCUGACCUGCCUGCAUAAUCUUUUAUCGGUAUUGGAUGUGGAGGGGUUUGGUGGACCAUCUGCACUUCAUUCUCUUUCACAGCAUCUUGGAAAACUUGUUUUCUGUCAAUCAGAGAUAACAAAAGACUCAGAAUUCUUAGAGGCCGUGACAAGUGCUAUUAGAUCAUCGAUGCAGAUAAUGUCGUCCCAUAAUCUUCCUCAACAAUGUAUGAGUGCAGAGCAGCUGAUGAUGAUAUGUGAAGCAGGAGCCCAAUGCGAAAACAUCAGUACUCGAGUCAACGUGGUUGCCAUGAUGGGAAUUAGUGGUAAUGUACUUUCCAAGGUGGAUAACACAGCUGAAACUCUCAAGAUGAUGGGUAAUUUUUUGCUCCAAGUAGUCACCAAGGAUUCUUCACUCGUCGUCGUAGGUGAAGCCCUGGAUGCCAUCAUUGAUGUCUUUGCUGAUGGAAAAGAGGCAGAUAAAGCAGCAGAUGAGAUGAAGCUGGUCCAUAUUCUGAAGUCUUUCCAGCCAGUUUUCAAAUUGAAGAUCCAAAAGGAAGUGAAAGGUAACCUUACUCCAGAUCAACGAUUGGUCCUUGACAACGUGAAGCUCAAUCUACGGCGAUUUAUUGCCUACCGUGAAGCCUUAAUGAAAAAAUAAGCAGAGAUUCACGAAAGCUGGUUUGAAGUUGAGCCACUAUUCAUAUUUUUCACUUGAGAACUUGUUCCAGCAUUCACAUGUAAAAUGGUUAUAUCUGGUGAUCAGUUUAUAAAAUCAAGCUUUAGGCAUAAAAUAUUUUUAUUAAAUAUUCAGUAUAGUUUUUAAAGACUUUUUAAAUUGGUCAGAAUAGUUCAAUCCAUGAUUACAUAGAAAAACAAUUUUUUUUAAUUCUCUUAUAUUGGUCAAGUUUGAAAGCUCUUUUCAGUACAUAAAUUAAAUCACAAGUGGUUUUGUAACAUGACAAGUAUUGCAUAUAGUGCAAACAACUACCGUCAAUCAAAGGAAACACUUGGAAGAAGAUUGAUUUUAAUAAAGUUUAAAUUUUAUGUAUAAA